AUGCACCGCGCUGCCUCCAACCAGCGCUCGGUCUCCUCCUCCUCGGGCUCCUUCCAGCCGCCGCCGCCGCCGCCGCCGCCGCCGCCGCCGCUGCCGCCGCACGCCGCCGACCGGCAGCCCCUCUUCCAGCGGGGCUCCAGCAGCGGCGGCAGCCGGCGGGGCUCGGGGUCGAGCUCGGGCUCGGCGCGGGGCUUCCAGGCGCUGUCCCUGGUGCUGCUGCUGGGGCAGGGCGCGCUGCUGGACCUCUACCUGAUCGCCGUCACCGACCUGUACUGGUGCAGCUGGAUCGCCACCGACCUGGUGCUGGCGGCCGGCUGGGGCAUCUUCUUCUGCCGCAACAGCCGGGCGCGCCGCCGGGAGCGGCCCCCGCCGCCCCCCGGGCCGCCGCCGCCGCACCCGCUGCUGCUGCACGGCCCCCCCGGCGGCCGCGGGGCCGGGGGCCGCGGGGCCGGGGUCCCCCCCCGCGGCGGCGACUUCGCCUACGCGCACCUCGCCUGGCUCAUCUACUCCAUCGCCUUCACGCCCAAAGCGGCGCUGAUCCUGGGCACCUCCAUCCUGGAGCUGAUCGAGCUGCGCCUGCCGCUGGGCACCACCGGCUUCCGCAUCACCCUGGCGCUCUCCGCGCCGCUGCUGUACUGCCUGCUGCGGGCCAUCGGCACCGAGGGCGCCGGGCAGCUGCUCCUGCCGCCGCAGCCGCCGCCGCAGCACCGCGCCGCCGCCGCCUUCCUCGCCACCUGCCUCGACCUGCUCGACAGCUUCUCCCUGCUGGAGCUGGUUCUGCAGCCCGGGCGGCCGGCGCCGCUGCCCGCUCCGCUGCGCUACCUGCUCAUCGCCGUCUACUUCCUCUGCCUGGCCUCGCCGGUGCUGUGGCUGUACGAGCUGAGCGCCGCCCGCCCGCCCGGCGCCGCCCGCCUCGCCCUGCACCUCCUGCUGCCCGCCGGGCUGCUGGACGCGCCGCUGCUGGCGCUGCGCUGCCUCCUGCUCCUGCGCUACCAGCAGCCGCUGUCCCUCUUCAUGCUCAAGAACCUCUUCUUCCUGACCUGCCGCGGCCUGGAGGCGCUGGAGACCUGCUGCCUCCUCCGCCCCGCCGCCGCCCCGCCGCCCGCCAAGUACGGCCCGGCCGCCGCCGCCCCCGCCGCCGCCCCGCUGGCCCACGGGCUCUCCGACGUGGACGUGGGUCCCCACGGGUACGUGAACGCCUUGGCGGUCACCGCCCAGGGCUGA
Molecule: messenger RNA, 1224 nt
Organism: Agelaius phoeniceus (red-winged blackbird)
Lineage: Eukaryota; Metazoa; Chordata; Aves; Passeriformes; Icteridae
Source: RefSeq, a predicted model, not a curated record